Messenger RNA from Carassius auratus (goldfish), 1260 nucleotides. Its product is annotated as transcription factor Spi-B-like. Gene Ontology annotation, molecular function: DNA-binding transcription factor activity, RNA polymerase II-specific; sequence-specific DNA binding. NCBI's taxonomy places the organism in Eukaryota, Metazoa, Chordata, Actinopteri, Cypriniformes, Cyprinidae. Gene Ontology annotation, cellular component: nucleus. The record is from RefSeq and is a predicted model, not a curated record. Gene Ontology annotation, biological process: cell differentiation; regulation of transcription by RNA polymerase II. The transcript is spliced from 6 exons. The coding region runs from base 427 to 1197 and encodes 256 amino acids.
GUUCAUCUGGAUCUGUGUAAUAAAACAAAUUUCCUCAAUUAUCGCUGUGGCAGUUACAAGUAAAAUCCUGUUUUUUUUUUUUGGACAUGAAGUAACAUGGCCAGAAGGCUUUGACACAGACAGGGCAAAGGAGAGAGGCCGUUACACUCGCCCAUACCGUUAAACCCAUGUUUGAUUAAUGGAGAUUUGCAUUUGGAUGAUGGAAGGUUGGGUUAACGUUAUGAGUAUUCCAGAAGGAGGAGGGGAGAACAGACAGAGAGAGACAGUUGGGAGGAUAUAAAAGGAUCAGAUCAGGCAACAGGUGCACAUUACAGGUGAUGUACGGCUCUACCCUCCUUCCAAGCCCUUAUUCAGCGGUCACAAUCUUUUCCACUUUUUCUAUUGUGAUACACUAACAGCUGUCUCACUCACUGGAACUGCACUAAGAUGUUGGCAACUCUUGAAAACAUUCAAUACUUCCAGGAUCUGGGCCCUAGAGAGCCGUCUUCAGGGAACCUGGACCUGGACAUGAUUGAGGAGUACCUGCAGGAGCACUCGGUGGAGGUGAUGUCAGCACCGCGUGUGCAGAGGAGAGAUCAAGAGGAGCACGGUAUGGCAGAGAACAGCUGGUCUGGACAUUAUACAUAUGAAUGGCAUUAUGGUGAAGUGCCAGGAACAGAUGAGACGCAUGAACCACAGCCUCAGCAGCAGCAGCAGCAGCAGACGUGGCUCUGUCAGUCCAGUCACAAUGAAUGGGGAUACUUCAAGUAUGUCAGAAACCAGUACAGUGAUUCAGAUUCACUGUCCACCAGUUCUGGUUGCCAAGAAUUUCCACCAUCUCCGACCUCUGACAUGAAGGGUCAAAUUGCGUAUGACUCCCUGGCUCUAGCACCGCUCUCAGGUAAAAGGAAAGAGCGGCUGUUUCAGUUCUUAUAUGAGAUGCUACAGACACCAGACAUGCGGAGCUGCAUUUGGUGGGUUCAGUCUAACAAUGGAAUAUUCCAGUUUUCAUCCCAGAACAAGGAAAAGCUGGCUGAGAUGUGGGGCAGACGCAAGGGUAACCGGAAAACCAUGACAUACCAGAAAAUGGCUCGCGCCCUACAAAACUAUUCACGAACAGGAGAGAUCUGCAAAGUGAAGCGUAAACUCACCUAUCAGUUCACUGAGAGAACACUGAAAGGCCUUCAGAACAACUCGCAAAGAUUCAUGGGUCGUUAAUGUGGUUCACCAACCAAGAAUUUCUCCUAACUGGGAAAGUGUAAACGAAUACUGAGUAUUUUA